AUGGAAGAUUAUGAUGAGAGAAUUAAAAAUUAUAACCAAAAAAUUAAGGAAUACAACGAAAGAGUAACCAAAUAUUUCCAAGAAUCAGCCGAAUCUAACCAAAAAUUCCCCGCUGACCCGGAAUAUAGGGAAAAAUUUUGUCCUAAUUGUGGAAUUAAAAAAGUUAUCUCCACUGAUAAAUAUUGUUCCGCAUGUAGUGCUAGACUAGGUGCC
This is a messenger RNA of Funneliformis geosporum, 213 nucleotides long. The record is from the annotation of a GenBank genome assembly. Lineage: Eukaryota; Fungi; Glomeromycota; Glomeromycetes; Glomerales; Glomeraceae.